Drosophila hydei is the source of this 441-nucleotide messenger RNA. RefSeq lists its product as uncharacterized. The record is from RefSeq and is a predicted model, not a curated record. NCBI's taxonomy places the organism in Eukaryota, Metazoa, Arthropoda, Insecta, Diptera, Drosophilidae. The transcript is spliced from 2 exons. Bases 13 to 426 code for a protein of 137 amino acids.
CGAUUGCGAAACAUGAAUGGGUCCACAAUGGGAGACAGCGAAGUGAACAGGCGCAGGUGUCACACAGCUGACAGGAUGAUGACGACAGAGCAAUGCAGACGGAAGUGUGGGCGGAUUUGUCUGUUUGCUAUUCCGCUGCUGCUCGUCGUCCUCAUGUCUAUUGAUUCCACUGUGGGUGGCAAGACGACGACCAUUGUACGUCAUACGGACACAGUGGAGCCUCACUUGGAUGGCUUCUGGACGAAUAGGACCACUUGGAACGCACGCUGGGUCAAGUACUGGCGUGCCAAGCGCAUUUAUGAGCCCGUGUGGAAGAAGGUCUGGACACCGACCAUACUCAAAGAGUGGAUACCGCUGCCCAACGCCCCAGCGCCCGAUGCCUGGAAGGAGCAGAAGGACAAAAAUGAGCUGGACUCCUACUCCUAGGCUCACAAGACUGAC